UUAGUGAACGUUUGUUUGCUCGCUCAUGAGUAAAUUUGUACUAUAUUGUAAAUUUGUACUGUGUGUAUCAAAUGUUACGCUAUAUAUACACAUAUUAGGUAAACUACAUUUCUAACUUGAAAACUAGCCGGGACGGCUCAGCAUGUAUAAGGAAGUAAAGACGUAUUCUUGAAGUUUGCUUUUUUGGUUAAGUACUGGAGAAAUAUACGAGACACAGAAAUUCGUACAAGAGACUCGUUAUCCUGUAUUUGAAGAGAAAUGGCUGCAUCCUUGUCAGCGUAUUGGGUAAAAUUUUUCAAAGGCGCUGGUUUUCCUCAAGAUUUGGCUACGAAACAUGCACUUGUAUUCUCCAACAAUCGUAUCAAACCAGACAUGUUACCAGAUUUAGAUAAAUCUAGUCUCAAGGACAUGGGUAUUACAUUAAUGGGUGAUAUGAUUGCUAUUUUGAGAUAUGCCAAGAAAGUGGUCGAAGAAACAACCUGCGAGAGAUUUUUGGUUGAUUCUGAAGAUACACUUUCUGCACCAAAGAACCUCUCUGCACAACCUGUACAUCUAAAAAAAAUAGUAAAAGAAGUAGGCAAAAAGAUAGUGAUUUCACCCACUACUGUUAAAGCAGAAGAACCUGUGAAGAAGGUUCAAAUCAAACCUCUGUCUACGACAAAGAAAAUUAUAACCAUAAAAAAACCAAUUUCUGCACCAAAUGUUACCAAUACUGAAUAUGUUAGUCAAAAGAAGCAGUUGCCUGUUAAAAGAAAACUUGUUUCUGAUGAAGCUUAUGAAAGCAAUGAGGAAGAUAAUUGGAAUAUUACGGAAAAGAAAAAAGUAAAAAUGUCAAUAAAUAAUAACGAAGACAGUGCUGAAUAUAAAGUCGUUCCUUCAAAGACUUCAAGUGUAAGAGUUCAACAGAUACAUAAACCUAUGGAACAGAAACGUACAGUGUUUGACAGAUUAGGUGACAGUUCUGUUACAAGUACAACCAACUUGGUUGACACAUCACCUACCUUCAAUAUCACUGGUAUCAAUAAGGAUGUGUUUAAGAAGUCGGUCAGUGUAUUUAAGCGUCUCGGUGAAAUAGAUGACAAAAAAGAUUACGUAGUUACUGCAGGGAUAUUAAAAAAUGGCUCAAGUAAUACCAUCAGUUCACCAGGCAUUCUGAAGAACAAAAUUCCCGAUGCACGCACGUCGAUCAUAACGACAAAGAGAAUCGCAACUAAAACUACAGGCACAAUGCAUGCUGAUCAUGAAGUCGGCAAGAAGACCAUAUUAAACAAUACGAAACGUAUACUCAAGGUAGAAAGGAAACUGAUAUCACCGCCUGAUACUACUCUCAGUGAUAAAAGAAUUACCAAAAUUACAAUGUCACCUGGCAAAUUGGCUUCGGAACGACUCGUCUCAAUACCAGCCAAGGCGCGACUUGGUACAACCACACCUAAACAAGUGACUUUCAGCAAAGUGGCAACAGUCACACAUGUGAAGAAGGCAGAUGUUUUUAGCCGAUUAGGCGUAUAGGCGUUUUCUUUUUUUAUCGUCAUUACAUCGUUAAGUCAAAAAACAGUGGAUUGCGAUUGUUACUUUGUACAAAGUUAUUAGGUAGUUCCCUAAGCCAGCUGCACUGAUUGUUAGUUAGCGGUUAAUGGUGAUUUACUUAAUUUUUCUCCAAUCUUUUUUCCAUCAAGAGAACAUAUACCGCUAACUACACUCGGAUUACAAGGCUGAUUUUGCGUAUUGCAAUGUCGUGUAAAUAUAAUAAAAAAGAUAUAUUACGGUUUCUAUAUAUAU
Harpegnathos saltator (Jerdon's jumping ant) is the source of this 1779-nucleotide messenger RNA. RefSeq lists its product as uncharacterized. The transcript has 4 exons. NCBI's taxonomy places the organism in Eukaryota, Metazoa, Arthropoda, Insecta, Hymenoptera, Formicidae. The record is from RefSeq and is a predicted model, not a curated record. Bases 259 to 1509 code for a protein of 416 amino acids. Gene Ontology annotation, cellular component: nucleus.